AUGAUCGUGGCCGGGGACUUCAACGCCCCUAACACGGCCUGGGGAUACGUCGCCAGCAGGGCCAAGGGGAAGGACUUACUAAACGACGCCGAUGAACUUGACCUAAUGCUCAUUACGAACGCCGCAGACUCCACAAGAACGGGUAACUCGGUCAACCGCGACACAACGCCGGAUCUCACUUUCGUCCGCAACGUUCCAAACUAUCAGUGGAACAACCUCUUCGAGGAAUUGGGCAGUGAUCAUCACAUUGUUGAGACAAUGAUCAACACCCCAUCCAGAGAACCCAGAAAAAUGACGUACGUCGACUGGGACAAGUUCCGCGAGUUCAGACACGAACGCCGAACAGGCAACGAAUCGAUCGAACAAUGGACGUCGCAACAAAAGGCCGACGUUAAGGCGGCCACAAAGGAAAUAGAGACAGAUCUCCCCGUUCAAAGCAUGGACAGCCGACUGGCUCACAUGCUCGAAGCCAAACAAUCGCUCACCAGGAGAUGGAAAGAACAAAGACACAAACGAAGGCUGAGGAAAAGAAUUUCUUCCCUCAACCGCCUGAUUGAAGAAUAUUGCACGCAACUAUCUAAUCAGCAAUGGAACGAAGUGUGCGACGCUGAGGAUGGCCGCAUCAAUAGCGGGACGACAUGGCACCUGCUUAAACACCUUUUAGACAGAACCAGAACCAAAGCGGAUCAAGGUCGCACGCUGAACAGGAUCAUGCACGAAGAACUCAAGAAUACCACGGAAAAUGACCUCAUUGAUCGUCUCGCCGACAAGUACCUCCCGCUGGCCAAAAAUGCUAGAGGCACGACCGCCGAAGCAUAUCGCGGCAAGGCCGACCCAGAGCUAGAUCGGGACUUCUCAACCGAAGAGGUACGCACGGUGCUUCAGAACCUAAACACCAAGUCCGCGCCGGGGCCGGACGGCGUAACUAACAAGGCACUUAGAAACCUAGACGACACCUCCAUCGAAACCCUCACUGAGGAAAUCAACAAAAUCUGGAGGAAUGGAGCACUACCCGAAGACUGGAAAACGGCCUCAUCGUGCUCAUCCGAAAGCCUGGUAAGGCGCCCAACAUCAAUAACCUCAGACCGAUCUCGCUGA
This is a messenger RNA of Dermacentor silvarum, 1098 nucleotides long. RefSeq lists its product as uncharacterized. NCBI's taxonomy places the organism in Eukaryota, Metazoa, Arthropoda, Arachnida, Ixodida, Ixodidae. Gene Ontology annotation, molecular function: catalytic activity. The coding region runs from base 1 to 1098 and encodes 365 amino acids. The record is from RefSeq and is a predicted model, not a curated record. The transcript has a single exon.